AUGGAUAGGAAGUUGAACCUUAACAGAGCUGAAACUUUCUCCUUUAUCAAUCCGUGGAUACGAUAUUUCCUCUUCUUCUUCAGCUUCUUGUUUUGGGUGUUUUCCCUUCUUAUUGUUGCCAUCGGAGUUUAUGCUAAAGUUCAGAAGGCAACAGACACGGUCCGAGACACAUUUCUCAUCGACCCAGCAGUUAUUCUGAUAGUGGUGGGUGUUGUCAUGUUCUUCAUCACCUUCUGCGGCUGCAUCGGGGCACUGCGAGAAAACAUUCGCCUGCUUAAAACCUUCUCCUUCAGCCUCACCCUUGUCUUCCUCACUCAGCUGGCCAUUGCAAUCCUGGGGUUUUUCUAUUCUGACCAGACACGCGAUGCUCUCGGUAAAUUCGUGAAGAAGGCCAUCGUUCACUAUAGAGAUGACCUGGAUUUACAGAACCUCAUGGACUACAUCCAGAAGGAGUUCAAGUGCUGCGGCUGGAACAAUUACACCGACUGGUCCUGGAAUGUGUACUUCAACUGCACGCAUGGAAACCCUAGCACUGAGAGGUGCGCCGUACCUUUCUCGUGCUGUACACCUGUACCAGGAGAGGCUGUGAUCAACACUAUGUGUGGCUUUGGAGUCCAAACCCAGAAGUACCUGGAGGCCACCAAGUCGAUCUACCCUGUGGGCUGCGCAGACAGAGCGGUGAUGUGGAUUGAGUCUCAUUUGCUUUUAGUGGGGGCCCUAGCGCUGGGUCUCGCCUUGCCACAGAUUGCAGGAAUUGUGCUUUCCCAGAUUCUCAUCUCCCAGAUUCAGAAUGAAAUCAGCUCCGUGCUAUAG
Chanos chanos (milkfish) is the source of this 813-nucleotide messenger RNA. It is a transcript of the gene tspan33b, whose product is annotated as tetraspanin 33b. Bases 1 to 813 code for a protein of 270 amino acids. Lineage: Eukaryota; Metazoa; Chordata; Actinopteri; Gonorynchiformes; Chanidae. Gene Ontology annotation, cellular component: plasma membrane. The record is from RefSeq and is a predicted model, not a curated record. The transcript is spliced from 8 exons.